UAACGACGCGCCGCAUUGUCUCUGGAGUGAAUGCUUGUUGUUUGUCGUUGGUUUGGGUGCAACUUCGGGUCCUGCCCUUUUUAUGUGGGAAGGAGACCAGAAUUUUCAGAAAACACAAAGUGGCCAUAUAGUUGAUAGUGAAGAGGAUGGCUGUCAACCGCAGAAUAUCAUCAAUGAGUAUCAUGCUACGUUUACGAUGUAAAGCAAAGAAUGGAACUCAUUUGAUGCAAGGACUGACUUCAGUAUCUAAUGUCCAAGAGUUAAAAGAUAAAGUGGAAGAGCUAACUGGAAUUCCAAGUGCACUGCAAAAAAUCAUGGUGGGAUUUCCUCCAUCCAGUCUAGAUCUUCGGAAUGGAGAACUGCCUCUCAAAGAUUGUCCUAUCAAAUCUGGAGAUACUUUGAUUGUGGAAGAAGAAAGGGAUACUUUGAAGAUCAAAGUCUCAGUGUCGAACUUUAGUGCUAAAAGUUCAGAUAAAGAUACUUUCCCACAUCUGAUACGGCAUGUUGUCCCUGCAGAUAAUUCAUGUCUCUUCACAAGCAUCCACUAUGUGGUAGAAGGAGGUGUUUGUGAGCCAUCCUGUGCUCCAGAAAUGCGAAAUUUGAUAGCACAGAUUGUGGCAAGUGACCCUGAUUCCUACACUGAAGCUGUACUAGGAAAAUCUAAUGGGGAUUACUGCAACUGGAUUCGACAAGAAGACACUUGGGGAGGAGCCAUUGAAAUCUCUCUCUUAUCCAAGUUUUACCAAUGUGAAAUAUGUGUUGUGGACACACAAACUGUGCGAAUAGACCGGUUUGGAGAGGACGUAGGUUACAGAAAACGUGUCCUCCUGAUUUAUGAUGGAAUCCAUUAUGACCCAUUAGAACGACAAUUUGAAGAUCCUGAAACACCCCCACAAACCAUCUUCUCCACAGCAGAUGAUGUUGUGCUGGCCCAAGCCCUGGAGUUGGCAGAUGAAGCGAGAAGGAAACGACAAUUUACUGACCUUAAUAGAUUCACUUUGCGAUGUGUUGUCUGCCAAAAGGGACUGGUGGGUCAGGUAGAGGCUCGAGACCAUGCCAAAGAGACUGGGCACACCAACUUUGGGGAGAUAUGACAAUCAAAAUACUGUUACCUACCUCAUAUUCCUAAAAUGUACUGGGAUAAUUUAAUCCCUAGGAAUUAAAUUGAAUUUUAAGGAGUGUUUUUUUUUAAACCCUGGGAUGAUUAAACCAUGAGCUGAUCAAAUUGUUGGUUGUUUGCAAAGGCUGGACCUCAUUCUUAAUUUUUCUGUUUACAUAGCAGGAAUUGCAUUUGACUUUUUAAUUAUCUUAUUUCAUUCAAAGAUAAAUGUUUUGAUUUCAUAGCUAUUGAAAUUAGUUAAUCCUAUAGAGUAUUAGGUGCCUGAAAAUUACAGACAUGGAUAAAUUUCUUUGUCUUAAAUUUGGGUUGCUUUUACUUCCGCAGAGUUAAACACAUCUGCAAGUGUCAUAUUUGCAAAAUUGUUUAAUGCAAGCUAAGUCAAAAAAUAAGCUAUAAAUCUUUUUAUUUUUGUGACUAGUCAUUUCAGAAGACUCGAGGUUUAAUGAACUGUAGUUCUAUUGUUUCAAAGUAUUUUUUUGUUUGGCAACCAUUUUGUGAUCAGCUCAUGGAAGUCACAGGUACAUACUUAAAUAACUACAUUAGACCUGGCAUGUAUCGACAUAUUCAGGGGAGUACUUUUCAUAUUUUUAAUUAGUUGCUCUUUUGAGUUAACAUUUUCUCACGCAUAUCCUAAUUACUUGCACUCCAAGAAAAAAAAAGGAGUUUCUAUGAACAGGUUGAGAUUCCUCUGAACUGAAAUCUGCACACUUCAUAUGUGAAAUAGGAUGUUGUAUCAUAGGACUUGUAAUUAUCCCCUCUGCUCCAGUAUAACGCAACUGUGAGCUAAUGAUAUGUUCAACACAUGAUUGUAUUGUAAAGUCGAUAGAUAUUACACUGUCAACCUGCUAUAUUUGACCUACAAAUAUGAAUGCACAAGCAGAAAGACUAUCUACUGUUAAUAUAUAUACUUAAACAAAAAUUGAAUUAACCUGCAAGUAGUUAAAGUAGCUGAAACUCCAAGGGGAAGAAAAAAUGAAUUUUUCAGUGUGAUGUUUGUGAAUGGCCAAUUGAAAAAAGGCUAAACUGAAGGCAUGUCAAAAAGCAGGGCUAUGGAUGUCCCAGUCCAAAGCCUUAGCGUUAUUACUGAAAGAAUCUAGUACAAAUACCCAAUGGUGCCUCAGCAUACAAUUCCUUGACAAGCUGCGGUUUUUAAAAAAAAGUUGACAUCUGAUUUGCACUUGAGCCAAUCUUUUUAUGUGUAAGCUGAUGCAUUCGCAAAUGUAAGAUCCUGCCUGCAUCCUGUGAACAACUGACUUUUGUCUCUGCCUUAGUGAAGAAAAAUUGCUUGCGUCAUUGUCAUUGUGGAUAAAUCAAGGUAAUUAUAUUGUAUUGGUUAUCCCUAAACAUUGACAAAGAAAUGCUUUAGAAAGUAAUAGUUAUGUAAAGCUAACUUUUUAAAAUUUGAAACAACUAAAUCCUUUUAUCAUUACUUGAUAUGUAUUCGCCAGAAAGAAACAUAUGUGUUACUCCAUUUGAAUGCUUGUAGAUCAAAUAAUAUUUGUGGGUUUUAGAGACUUUUUAAGUGACUUAUCAUGGUAGAACUUCAUUUGAUAUGGUGAUUUUAAACAUUG
Chiloscyllium plagiosum (whitespotted bambooshark) is the source of this 2691-nucleotide messenger RNA. RefSeq names its product YOD1 deubiquitinase (gene yod1). The record is from RefSeq and is a predicted model, not a curated record. NCBI's taxonomy places the organism in Eukaryota, Metazoa, Chordata, Chondrichthyes, Orectolobiformes, Hemiscylliidae. Gene Ontology annotation, cellular component: nucleus; cytosol. Gene Ontology annotation, molecular function: protein binding; cysteine-type deubiquitinase activity. Gene Ontology annotation, biological process: protein deubiquitination; ERAD pathway; endoplasmic reticulum unfolded protein response.